Messenger RNA from Dromaius novaehollandiae (emu), 876 nucleotides. Its product is annotated as gap junction alpha-9 protein-like. Gene Ontology annotation, cellular component: connexin complex. NCBI's taxonomy places the organism in Eukaryota, Metazoa, Chordata, Aves, Casuariiformes, Dromaiidae. The record is from RefSeq and is a predicted model, not a curated record. Gene Ontology annotation, biological process: cell-cell signaling. Gene Ontology annotation, molecular function: gap junction channel activity.
AUGACCCUGGGAGACUGGAAUUUCCUCGGUGGCAUUUUAGAGGAGGUCCACAUUCAUUUUACUAUUAUUGGAAAGAUUUGGCUAACUAUCCUCUUCAUAUUUCGAAUGCUUGUUCUUGGGGUGGCAACUGAGGAUGUUUGGAAUGAUGAACAACCAGAAUUUAUAUGCAAUACCGAGCAACCUGGUUGCAGAAAUGUGUGCUAUGAUGAGGCCUUUCCUAGCGCUCUAAUAAGAUAUUGGGUCUUGCAAGUUAUAUUCGUGUCUUCCCCUUCCUUGGUGUAUAUGGGUCAUGCUUUAUACAGACUAAGAGCCUUAGAAAAAGAGAGGCAAAAAAAGAAAGCUCAGGUCAGAGUGGAACUUGAAAGCACUGAAUUAGAAAUGACUGAAAAUCGAAAAAGGCUGGAGAGAGAACUCCGGCAGUGAUCAAAGAAAGCUAAACAAAGCACCCCGAGAGGCUCUUUGGUCUGCACUUACGCGAUACGUAUUUUUACUAGAUCUGCAGUGCAAGCCGGCUUUAUGAUUGGGUAGUAUCUUCUGUAUGGUUUUCAGCUAGAUCCCCUUUAUAAAUGUCAGAGAGAUCCAUGUCCAAACAUAGUUGACUGCUUUGUAUCAAGACCAACAGAAAAGACAGUGUUCAUAUUAUUUAUGCAGUCAAUAGCAACUGUGUCAUUGCUCUUAAACAUCUUAGAAAUUAUCCACCUAGGAUUCAGAAAAAUUAAAAUGGGACUCUGUGGACAGGAUAAAAACAAGGAUGACCUCGAUGACUUCUACGUAAAUAAAUCUAAGAAAUACUCUGCAAUACCACGCUCUCCUUUGGGAAUAUCUGCAACUCCACAAAAAACUCUUCCUUCUGCACUUACUGGUUACACCUUUUGA